AAGGACUAAAUAACGGUGCUAACGCAUUAGCCGCCGCCACAUUGCUUGGAUGCUGCAGGGAGACCCUCGACCCAAGACAAAGACUCAAUCUAUUCAGAUUCAUAUAUUCAAUACGACGUUUGGCUCCAGUCAGAAAUCCCCCAUCCGGUUCUCCACUCCCCCUUCCUUCGGCCUCGACCAGGAAUGCAGGACAAUCGCUACUCGAACGGUCACUGGCGCAGCGGGUCCUUUGAUGACGAUCGCAACCAGCGUUGGUCGUCCUCCGACUUGGGCUGCCAUUCAUUCAAUCAAUCCCUUCCUUACGGCGUGCUAUGUUAUUAAUUCCUCCCCUGUCCCUUUGAACGGAGGAACCACCGCCCUUUUUGCCCGUCCAGCUUCAGCUCCAGAACCAGUCCUCCCUGCCCGCCAUGCUCAACGCCCCCGAACUCUCCACGCCGAACCGCGGGACUGAACUGUCAACCGCACCGCUCCCAUACUGGCUGGUCAACGUCCCCCCCGCCGACCGGCCCACCCACUGCCCCAACUUUCUCCGCGACAUCUGUCAGAAAAACAUCGAGAUCCUGUCGACGCCUGACGAGCAAUACUGCCGACAGCCAUGGGAGCUGGUCAAGGAGAUCGUGCGAACCAAUCGCAUCGAUCGAUUCCAGCGCGUGCCGAGUGACUUGAGAAAGUACCUGGAAUACAAGGAGCGCAUUGUGGCCUCGUACGGGUCCAUCCUGCGGUUCAUCAUCAAGGAGCGACUGCGCUGGGGCGAGGGAACGGCCGAGGAUCUGAAGCCGAAGGGGCGGCCGUUCGAGCUGGAUGAGGACAUCAAGAUCUUAUAUAACGACUGGCCGUACGGCAUCGAAGAGGGCGUCGUGCACCUGGUGGUGUGGACCAAGUUCGAGCUGGAGGACGACCCGGCCACCGACGACUUGACGCCGCGCGCGCGACGAGAAAUCGACGACUACGUGACCCGGAUGUUUCGGUCGAGGGUGCCGUCCGAUCAGGUGAUUUGGUUCAAGAACUGGAAGUCGUUAAAGUCGGUGAUGGCGGUCGAGCACUUCCACGUCAUGCUGUACAAGCCCGAUCCGGGAUUUCUGCGGGAGAUCACGCAGGGCGACGAGCCGUUGAUUGCGAGGCUGGGUCGGAGUAAUCUGUGAUGUUUCUGGGGUCAAUUAGAGUAGUUAGUUAGACAGCGAGAGCAAGGGGUAUGGCGUUAUCUGUAUUGAGAUUCCCUUUCGGUCUGCGUUCUUCCAUUCCCAGCCCAGUCG
Molecule: messenger RNA, 1253 nt
Organism: Aspergillus steynii IBT 23096
Lineage: Eukaryota; Fungi; Ascomycota; Eurotiomycetes; Eurotiales; Aspergillaceae
Product: GIG1 family protein
Exons: 4
Coding region: 408-1142 (244 amino acids)
Biological process (GO): N-acetylglucosamine metabolic process
Cellular component (GO): cytoplasm
Source: RefSeq, a predicted model, not a curated record